Aspergillus novofumigatus IBT 16806 is the source of this 1249-nucleotide messenger RNA. Its product is annotated as metallo-beta-lactamase family protein. The coding region runs from base 243 to 1169 and encodes 308 amino acids. The transcript has 3 exons. Lineage: Eukaryota; Fungi; Ascomycota; Eurotiomycetes; Eurotiales; Aspergillaceae. The record is from RefSeq and is a predicted model, not a curated record.
UCGUAUUAUAGUAGGACAUGAUUAGAUAUCCAAAGCCACCAAGAUAAGCAAUUCGAUCUGGACUGCGACCAGUGACUCGUAAAGAAUUGGCCUUGGAGCUGAUUAUGGGAUCACAAAAGUGGAAAUAGGGAAAUAAAAGGACGAUGCCAACCCCAUGAAAGAGAAAGGAUCAUCAAGGCUUAGGACAUCGUACACGCAAUUUCGUGGUUCCUGCAUUUAGCCAUUUUAUUUAACCUCUCAUAAUGGAUCCUUCUGCUUUAGACCUCCUGAUCUGCUCCACCUGCGGCGUCCAGUAUGAUGCCACGUCCGGGUUGAAAUCCUGCAAGAUCUGCGAUGAUCCACGACAAUACGUUCCUCCAUCGGGACAAUCCUGGACAACACUGCGCUCUCUUCAAGCGUCGCCUGUAAAGUAUCGCAAUGUCUUCACCACCGACCCCGAGAAUCCCAACCUCAUCAGCAUCCAGACUGUCCCAAAAUUCGCCAUUGGUCAACGAGCAUAUCUCUGUCUCGAUGGGUCUGGUUCGGGCAAUGUUCUUUGGGACUGUAUCACAUACCUCGAUGACGAAACGAUCCGACAUAUUACUUCUCUAGGAGGAAUUCGGGCCAUCGUCAUCUCGCAUCCGCACUACUUUUCUACCAGCAUUCAGUGGGCAGAUGCUUUCAAAUGUGAUUUGUACAUCUCUGCUGAAGAUGAGGAAUGGGUCGCCAACAGAGGCGAUGGACACAGGUUGAAGCUGUGGAAGGGGAAGAGACUCUCUCUUCCGAGCCAUACGCUUGAUUCAGCUCAAUCUGGUGAUGAGACCUCUGAUUUCGUCGCUAUCAAGACCGGCGGCCACUUCCCGGGCAGCUCAGUUCUGUGGUGGAAAUCCGCGAAGAAACUGCUCAUUGCGGAUACCAUCAUGAUUGUUCCCAGCGGACUUUAUCGUGUGGACCGACCCCCUGGUACCGCCUCUUAUGCGUUCAUGUGGUCGUAUCCUAACUAUAUUCCGCUUCCCCCGGAUGAUGUUCAUGGUAUUUGGAAAGCAAUCGAGGAUAUUGAUUUCGAGGACACCCAUGGUGCCUUUACUGGACAGGAUGCUAGGGGUAACAGUAAGUCAAGGAUUUUGGAGAGCGCAAAGAUCAUCAUCAGGGCCUCGGGGUACCCGGAACAUCCUAUAUUCCAAGAGUGAAAGAUGCCAAGUUCGCACUCAGCUUCUGAAGGCAAAGUUGUACGUAGCCUAGGUUGUUUAAACGCAAUGCAAGAAAAGAA